Molecule: messenger RNA, 4059 nt
Organism: Oncorhynchus masou masou (cherry salmon)
Lineage: Eukaryota; Metazoa; Chordata; Actinopteri; Salmoniformes; Salmonidae
Gene: smc5
Product: structural maintenance of chromosomes 5
Exons: 24
Coding region: 81-3305 (1074 amino acids)
Biological process (GO): double-strand break repair via homologous recombination
Cellular component (GO): Smc5-Smc6 complex; nucleus
Molecular function (GO): ATP hydrolysis activity; single-stranded DNA binding; ATP binding
Source: RefSeq, a predicted model, not a curated record
CAAUCGACAACCGUCCAUACUGGGCGCGCGAAUUCCACAGAAAGACUGCUAGGACAUCUUCGAAGUUUUAAGUCAGCAUCAUGGCUUCUGCGGGCAAGAAAAAACGAAUAAGUAACGUAACGAACACACAACCUUCAAAUAAUGGAGCAGGUUCGUCCUCUGGUACCGUUGGAGAUGGCCAGGUGUCUGGAUUUGUCGAAGGAUCCAUAAUUCGCAUCACAAUGCAAAACUUCCUGACCUAUGACCACUCCAUAGUUCACCCUGGACCAAACCUAAACAUGAUUGUGGGGGCCAAUGGAACUGGCAAGUCCAGUAUUGUCUGUGCCAUAUGUCUGGGUCUGGCAGGAAAGACUGCCAUCCUGGGCAGGGGGGACAAGGUUGGGCUGUAUGUGAAGCGUGGGUGCAACAAAGGAUCGGUUGAGAUUGUACUGCACAAGGCCAAGGGGAACCUGGUGAUCAAUAGAGAGAUCCAUGUGGAGAAUAACCAGUCGACGUGGAUGCUUAAUGGGAAACACUCCAGCCAGAAGACUGUGGAGGAGGAGGUGAAGGCUCUACAGAUCCAAGUGAGCAACCUCUGCCAGUUUCUGCCACAGGAGAAGGUGGGUGAGUUUGCCAAGAUGACCAAGAUUGAGCUGCUAGAGGCCACAGAGAAGUCAGUGGGACCUCCAGAGAUGUAUGAGUUCCACUGCGAGCUCAAAACCUUCCGCACCAAAGAGAGGGAACUGGAGAAUGUGUGCAAGGAGAAGGCCAGCGCCCUGGAGAAGUUCAAGCAGAGGAACGAACGGAACAAGCAUGACGUGGAGCGCUACUACGAGAAGAAGAGACACCUGGACAACAUAAAGAUGCUGGAGAAGAAGAAACCCUGGGUGGAGUAUGAGACUGCCCGUAAGGAGCUGGAGGGGGUGAAGAAAUCAAGGGAGGACGCCAAGAAGCAGCUGAAAACCGUGAGGGAGUCCCAGGCCCCCAUGCUGAAGAAAAUCCAGCACAUCGACAGUCAGCUGAGGCCCAUCGAGAACCAGAUGAAGGACAAGACGGUCAGCAUCAGGGAGGCCUCUCAGAAGUGUAAACAGAAACAGGACCAGCUGGACCGGAAGCACAGAGAGAUUGAGGAUAUCAAGCAGGCCUUCAGCCUGAAGCAGACAGAGGCGGCGGACCGGCAGAAGCGAAUCAGCAACACCCGGCGCAUGAUUGAUGAUUUGAGGGCGGAGCUGGCCAAUGUAGGCGACCAAUCAGACGUGACGCCGCGGAUCAAUGCAGUGAAUGCGGAGCUGAGGCGCAUCCAGGAAGAGAAAGCAAAGAUGGAGGGAGAAAAGGCCGACAUGCGUAGGGAGAAGGACAACUUGAACGGAGAGUGUAGACUGUUGAAGAACAGGCUGAGGAGUCUGGAUGACAUGAUGAAAAUCAAGGAGGAGAAGCUGAGAGGGCGCUCCAAGGAUACCUACGCUGCCGUCCAGUGGCUGAGGCAGAACAAACACAUCUUCAGUGGCAAUGUCUAUGAACCUAUGAUGCUAGUGAUUAGUGUCCGCAACCCUAACCAUGCUAAGUACGUGGAGAACCACAUUCCAUUCAAUGACCUGCGAGCCUUUGUCUUCCAGAAGAGGGAAGACAUGGAGAAGUUUAUGAUGGAGGUGCGUGACAGCCAGAACCUGAGGGUGAAUUCAGUCUUCGCCCCUGAGGAAUCCUGCGCCACCCGCGCUCCCUCCCGACCCAUCGAGUCUCUGAAGCGUUUUGGGUUCUUUGCGUACCUGCGGGAGCUCUUUGAUGCUCCAGAAGAGGUUAUGAGCUACCUCUGCAACCAGUACAAGGUGCACGAUGUUCCCGUAGGAACGGACCAAACCAAAGCCAUGAUCAAGACGGUGAUUGAGGAGCCCUACCUGAAGGUGCUUUACACAGCUGAGGAGAAGUACUCCCUGAAGAAGUCCUUUUACUCGGGCAAGACCAGUACCAGUAACUCUGCCGUGCGGCCCUCCCAGUACCUCACCAUGGCCGUGGACGCCGAGGAGAAAUGCCAGCUGGAGGAGCAGAUCAGGACUGCUGAAAAGAGCAUGCAGGCCAUUGAUGUCCAGAUGAGCGCCAUGCAGGAACGUACUGCCAAGCUGGAUCACUGUGACAAUGAGCUACGGGCCCAGAAAAAGGGGCUCUCGGAGAUGAAGGGUAAAAAGAGACAGUUGGAACAGAAGAUCAGCACCAAGCAGGACAGUCUUCGGCAGAUGGAGCAGGGGGGCAUUGACCUACAGAAGGCUGAGGAGGAGACCAAGGCCCAGAUCUCAGCAGUCAACUCCCAGAAGGUGGCCAUUGUGGCUGAGUUCAUGGCCCACAUGAAGCUGAGGGCUAAGUUGAGCAUGGAGAAGGUGUACAUGGCUCUUGAGACCGUGGGCAUGACAGCAGAGAAGACCAAGCUGGAGACUGACUGCAGGGAGGGCUCGGCCGAGCUCAGGGUCCUAGAGCAAGCGUGUGCCAUGCUGGAGCAGCGCAAGGCCCGUCUGUUGGAGAUGUGUAAGGGCCUAAUGAGGAGGGCCAGGGAGAUCUGUAACAUGGACCCUGGGGAGAGUGCUGUACCCCCAGACCUACACACGGCCUUCAGCCAGCUGCCCGACACUAUGGAUGAGAUAGACGCCAUGCUGAAUGAGGAGAGGUCCAGGGCAGAGUGCUUCACUGGCCUCAGUGAGAAUGUGGUGGAUGAGUACAACAGGAGAGAGCAGGAGAUCAAGAACCUGGAGAAAGAACUGGAUGAGAAGAGCAAUGCCCUGAAAACCUACAGACAGAACAUAUCAGAGGCAAAGGAGCGCUGGCUGAAUCCUCUGAAGCAACUGGUAGAGCAGAUCAAUGACAAGUUCAGUGAUUUCUUCCGCUCCAUGCAGUGUGCCGGGGAGGUGGACCUGCAUUCAGAGAACGAGGAGGAGUAUGAUAAAUACGGGAUCCGUAUCCGGGUGAAGUUCCGUAGCAGCACGCAGCUCCACGAGCUCACAGCACACCACCAGAGUGGAGGGGAGCGCAGUGUCUCCACAAUGCUCUACCUCAUGGCCCUGCAAGAGCUCAACCGCUGUCCCUUCCGAGUGGUGGAUGAGAUCAACCAGGGUAUGGACCCAGUCAAUGAAAGGAGAGUCUUUGACAUUGUUGUACGGACAGCCUGCAAGGAGACAACCUCCCAGUACUUCUUCAUCACACCCAAGCUCCUUCAGAACCUCCAGUAUGCAGAUGAGAUGACUGUCCUGUGUGUCCAUAACGGACCUCACAUGCUGCCCCCCAACAAGUGGGACGAGAAGGCCUUCACGAGACGCUGCCUCCGCCGCAAGGGCAAAUAGUGAAAUGACCAGUUCAUGAUUUUCUGAGCUCUCAUUUUUGGUUUGACAAAAGAUUUGUUGACACAAUCAUUUUUUUUUUUUAUAUACACUGUUUAAAUAGAUACUUUGUAAAUACUGUUCGAUAUGCGUUGUUCAAAUGUUAUCUUUGAGAUUGGAAUGACUCCUUUUCGCAGAGUCAUUCCAAUCUCAAAGAUAACAUGCUAAUUGUAAAGAUGCAAGUGCUGUUCUAUUUUGGGUUGAGCAAAUUAAUAGUGGAUUAAAUGUUCUUGACGUGAAGCAGUCAACAAGGCAUGAUAUUUUUUUUUUUUUUUUUAAAUCUAAUGGCCUUUGCCUAGUUCUUAGGACAUCAUCAGUGUGAAAUCAACAAGUUUCACCCCCCCCCCCCCUCCCUCUCAUUCUAUCAAUGGUCCUUUGAUCAAAUUGGAUGCCUUUAGACAAUCAAAGACCAUCGAGGGCAACAAAAUACUUUUUCGCUCAUCACAAUGUGAUCACACAAUUGUACUAGAGUUGACAACUUCCUAUGCAAAUGGGCCACGGUGUAACAGAGUACCAUUUGAUUUGUUUAACCCUUUAAUAUUGUAAUGUUUCUGUGCUUUUUUUUUUCUUUUUUACAUUUUAGAAUAAUGAUCAAUGACAUGAGUGAUAUUCAGUCUGCAUAGAUGACACUUUUUUUAUGCUACCCAAGAUUACUUCUAUUAUUUAAGGGUGUUCUAGUAAGCUAUUGUGCAAAGUAAACAAGUUAUUACUCAAGUGA